UCCGCACGCCGGGCUCGGCGACGGCCGGACGCGGUGGGCGACAGGAAGGCGGGUGAUUUGCCUAAGUGAAAGGGAAGAUAACUCGGAGAGCCCCGGCAACAGUUCCACGCAUGCGUACAGCGGGCUGGCUAGGAGCCGGGACAGCCGGGUCUGCGGCCCCGGCGGGGUACAGGAGACAGUCACUUCCCGGAAGAGGCGGGGCCGUGUGGAAGAAUGCGCCAAAUUCGAAAUGCUCCAGGACCUUUCCAGGUCAGGGCGUUAAGCCCCAAACGUCAGUCUUUGCUUGGGAAGGGAAAGAGGAAGGUUUCUUUUACUUUUUUUUUUUGAGAAGAGAAAAUUCAGAAACUUGGAGGCAGCAAUAGUUAGGGUUCAGGGCGAACUGGUAAAUGACGGAGGGGCGUCUUCCAAAACCAAGGAGAAAGGGCUGUCCCGUGUGUUUCAAAUAAGAGCAGAUAUCACCAGAAUGGGAGUGAAUGACUUGUGGCCAAUUCUGGAGCCUGUUAAGCAGCACAUGCACUUGCACAGUCUUGGUGGGAAAACCAUUGCAGUCGAUCUGAGUCUCUGGGUAUGUGAAGCACAGACAGUCAAAAAAAUGAUUGGAGCAGUUUUGAAGCCCCACCUCAGGAACUUAUUUUUUCGUAUCUCAUAUUUAAUGCUAAUGGAUGUAAAACUGGUGUUCGUUAUGGAAGGGGAACCCCCAAAGCUGAAAGCUGAUGUCAUAAGCAAGAGGAAUCAGAUGCGGUAUGGGCCUUCUGGAAAAACAUGGUCUCAGAAAACAGGGAGAUCACAUUUUAAGUCAGUCUUAAGAGAGUGCCUUGAUAUGCUGGAAUGCUUAGGGAUUCCCUGGGUCCAGGCUGCUGGGGAAGCUGAGGCCAUGUGUGCUUACCUCAAUGCCAAUGGCCAUGUCCACGGCUGCCUCACCAAUGAUGGGGAUGCUUUCCUUUAUGGGGCCCAGACUGUUUACAGGAAUUUCACUAUGAAUACCAAGGACCCACAUGUUGACUGUUAUACAAUGUCAUCUAUCAAGAGUAAACUAGGUUUAGAUAGAGAUGCUCUGGUUGGACUAGCAAUACUACUUGGCUGUGAUUAUCUUCCAAAGGGAGUCCCUGGAGUUGGAAAAGAGCAAGCUUUAAAACUAAUACAGAUUUUGAAAGGGCAAAGUUUACUUCAAAGGUUUAAUCAGUGGAAUGAAAAAUCUUGUUACUCUAAUCCACAACCACUAGUCAUUAAAAAACUGGCUCAUUGCUCUGUGUGUUCCCAUCCUGGUUCACCUAAGGAUCAUGAACAUAAUGGAUGCAAAUUGUGUAAAACUGAUCGAUACUGUGAACCACAUGAUUCUGAAUACUGUUGUCCUUGUGAGUGGCACCAUACAGAACCUGAUAGGCAACUGAAUGCAGUGGAGAACAGUAUUAAGAAAAAAGCUUGCAGUUGUGAAGGAUUCCCAUUCCAUGAGGUUAUUCAAGAAUUCCUUUUGAACAAGGAUAAAUUGGUGAAGGCAAUCAGGUACCAAAGACCUGAUUUAUUAUUGUUUCAGAGAUUUACUCUUGAAAAAAUGGAUUGGCCCAAUGACUAUGCAUGUGAGAAAUUGUUGGUGCUUUUGACCCACUAUGACAUGAUAGAAAGAAAGCUUGGCAGAAGGAACUCUGAUCAAUUACAGCCAGUUCGAAUUGUUAAAAACCGAAUCAAAAAUGGAGUUCAUUGCUUUGAAAUAGAAUGGGAAAAGCCUGAGCAUUAUGCUAUAGAAGAUAAAUGUGGAGAACUGGUUCUACGAACAAUAGAAGAAGAAUCAUUGUUUGAGGCAGCUUAUCCCGAGAUUGUUGCUAUUUACCAAAAACAAAAGUUAGAAAUUAAAGGGAAGAAACAACAAAGCAUGAAAAUUAAGCCUAAAGAAAACAAUUUGCCAGAAUCAGAUGAUAUGAUGAGUUUUCAGUCACAAAUGACUUUAAAACCCACAUGUGAAAUCACUUCUAAGCAGAAUUUCAAGUUACAUUUGGAAGUUUCCCCUGAUUCCAAAUUACCCCAGGAAUCUAUUUCUGCGUCAUUGAAUAGCUUGCUUUUACCUGAAGAUGCUCUUUGUUUGAAUACACAAGAGCUGUUAGUGUCUGCUCCAAGACCUUUGGCUAUGCAGCAAAUUAAAACUGUCAGUAAGUCUUUAAUUUCAGAAUCUAGUCAACCCAAUACCUCAUCUCAUAAUGUAUCGGCGAUUGCUGAUCUACACUUGAGCACCAUUGACUGGGAGAGUACUUCUUUUAGUAAUUCUCCAGCUACUCCAAGGAAUACUUUCUCUCGUGGUUUAAAAUCAGAACUUGAAACAGCCAUCCCUGAUAGCUUUAGAAAUAUCCCAAAACAAUUGCCAUGUGAAUCAGAAUGGUACACCACAAACAUCAAUAAAGUGUUGGACUGGGAUCUUCGAAAGUCUAAUCCUGAAGAGCAUCUGCUUUCUGGCAUUACUGAUUUACAUCUUCAGGAUUUGCCUUUAAAGGAACGAAUACGUGUAAAAUCAUCAUAUCCUCAGGAGAAUGUACAACCAGAUAUUGACCUAAAAUCUUUAUCCCUCCUUACCAUAAAAGAACAUUGUAUUGCUAACAGUAGUUCUGAUUGUCCAUCACAUCUUUCAAAGGAUAUUCUAGGAAUUCAUUUGCAAAAUGAAUCUAGAAACUCUAAAGUUCUAAAAGGAGACCAGCUGUUUCAAGAAAACUAUAAAGUGAGUACUUCUAUACCUUAUUCUGUCAAUAAUCCAAUAGUAAAGACCUCCAAUGUUAGAGUUAGACCACCAAAUACUGCCUUAGAUCAUAGUAGAAAAGUUGAUGUGCAAACUACUCAGAAAAUUGUGAUGAAGAAAAGCAUUUGCCUUGACAGACAUUCCUCUGAUGAAGAAAGUGUCCCAGUGUUUGGGAAAGCUAAGUAUGCAACUCAGAAAAUGAAGCGGAAUUCUCAGAAGCAUAACCCAGUGCAAUUCAAGAAAAAUGAUGUCAACAAGUUGACUAACUCUAAGAUACAUAUUAAAGAAACUGAACAGUGUGUCCAGGCUUAUAAAACAGCUAGAAAUGAAGAAAACUGUUUCCCAAUUGCAGCAAAAGAUUCUCUGAAUUUUCUACAGUGUCAUAAGGAAAAAGAAGAUUCUGGUGCUUCUUUGGAUAGUCCUCUUCCUUUACGUCAGAGAUUAAAACUGAGGUUCCAAAACACUUGAAAUGAAAUUUAAAAUAUUUAAAUAUAAGUUAGUAUUCUAGCACCAUCAGCAUUGACAGAGGCAGAAGGAAUGUAUCUAGUUAAUGUUUGGUAGAAAAAUGUAAUGUGAUUCUAUAUGUCAUGAGACUUUUGCCAUUUUAAUCAAAAUUGUAAUAAAAAAUGAUACCUAAAACUUUGGUUUUAAAAGAUGGUCUUUGUGAUGACAAUUUCAGAUAAUGUAUAUUUUUAAAACAUACUUUUCCCCUUUUUUAUAUUUUUAUUGAUUAUUUUUUAGUUAUAGCUUUUAAAUGUUAGGACAGUACCAGACAGAGUAAAUGCUUCAUUCAUUUGCUCAUUUUUACUCAUUUCUUACACAGGCCUCUGAAAUGUUUAUUUAUAUUCCAGCUUGUUCCCAAGAGGAUACUUCUUUAUAGUUGACUUCAUUCUCACAGUGUUUUCUAUUGUGCCUUUCCUGAGAGUUGUGUUUUCUCUCAAUGUGAAGAUAUUUCUAGUGUGCUCUUCCAGUUUUGGUAACCUUAUUCUCUUUUGUGAGGAGCAAAAAUGGAAAAGGAGAAGAUGAUCAAUAUAUGGAGCAAAACUUAUGGUUGUAAAUGGCUGAAUAAACUGAGGAAAGUUACUCCUUACAUAUCCCCAGAAAUUCACAGGUAUGCCAAAUGGAAAAAGGUUUGGAAAAUAGAAUGUACAACCAGAAGAGGAUUAGAAAUUUUCUUAGGAUCACACAGCUAAUGAAUAUUGGUGUGGGAACCAGAUUUCUUCCCUCUCAAUUCAUUGUUUUUUUUUCUGUUUUCUUUCUCUUCUAUAGCACUUUUUUCUUUGCUUUACUCUUGUUUUAAAAAUGAAUCUACAAUAUUGACUUCAAUACCUCCAAAUAUUAAGUUGUGCAUUAAUUUAUUUAGCACUCAAAAAUCCUAGAGGCAACUAGCUUGUAAAGAAAAAAGUAAAACUCUCUAUUUGCAGAUGACAAGAUCUUGUAUAUACAAAAUUCUAAGGAAUCCAGUUAAAACUGAUAAAUGAGUUCAGCACGUUGCAGGAUACAUGAUCAAUAUACAAAUGUCAAUUGUAUUUCUAUACACCUGUAGUGAAUAAUACUUAAUGACAUUAAGAAAACAAUUCUGUUUACAACAGCAUCAGAAAAAAUAAAAUACUUUGGAAUAAAUUUAACAAAAAAUGCAAAACUUAUACUCUGAAACUACAAAAUAUUAUUGAGAAAAAGAAAGAAAACCUAAAUGAAUGGAAAGACAUCCCAUGUUCAUGGAUCAGAAGACUUGAUAUUAAGAUGGCAAUAUUCUCCAAAAUGAUCUACAGAUUCAAUGCAGUCCCUGUCAAUGCCAGCUGAUUUCUUUGUAGAAACUGACAAGCUGAUUCUCAAAUUCAUAUGGAAAUUUAAGAGACACAAAUAGGCAAAACAAUCUUGAAAAAAAGAAACGGGUGGGGCUGGGCUGGUGGUGAAGUGGUUAAGUGCAUGUGUUCUGCUUCGGUGGCCCGGGCGUUGUAGGUUCAGAUCCCAGGUGCACGCUGACGCACUGCUUGUCAAGCCAUACUGUGGCAGCGUCCCAUGUAAAGUAGAGGAAGAUGGGCAUGGAUGUUAGCCCAGGGCCAGUCUUCCUCAGCAAAAAGAGGAGGAUUGGUAGAUGUUAGCACAGGGCUGAUCUUCCUCAAAAAAAAUAAAUAAAUAAAUAAAAUGGGAGGACUCACUUUCUGAUUUUGAUUUCAAAACUUACUACAAAGCUACAGUAAUGAAGAGUGUGUUGUAAUAGCAUAAAGAUAGACAUAUAGACUGAUGGAAUAGAAUUGAGAGUCCAGAAAUAUGCCCUCACAUUUAUAUUCAAUUGAUUUUCAACCAGCGUGCCAAGACAAUUCAAUGGGGAAACAAUAGCCUUUCAGCAAAUGCUACUAAUACAACUGGAUAUCCACAUGCAAAACAAUGAAGUUUGAACCCUACCUCAUACAAUAUACAAAAAAUAACUCAAAAUGGAUCAAAGACCUAAAUGUCAGCUAAACUAUAAAACUCUUAGAAGAAAACAUAGACAUAAAUCUUUGUGACUUUGUAUUAGGCAAGGGUUUCUUAGAUAUGAUGCCAAAAGCACAGGCAAUAAGAAAAAAAAAUAGAUCAAUUAGACUUCAUCAAAACUAAAACUUUUGUGUUUCAGAGAACACCACCAAGAAAAUGAAGAGAUAACCCAUAAAAUGGCAGAAAAUAUUUGCAAAUCAUAAUUGUGUUAAAGGACUUAUAUCUAGAGGGUCUUGUAUAAAGAACUCUUACAACUCAAUAAUAAAAAAAAAUAAGAAUGCAUAAAGUAUCUGGAUAGACAUUUCUCCAAAGAAGAUAAAUAGCCAAUAAGCACAUGAAAAAAUUCUCAACAUCAUUAGUCAUCAGAAAAAUGCAAAUCAAAACCACAAUGAAAUACCACCUUAUACCCAAUAGGAUGGCUAGAAUCAAAAAAGCAAACAAUAACAAGUGUUGGUGAGAAUGUGGAGAAAUUAGAACCCUUAUAACCUGCUGGUAGGAAUGUAAAAUGGGGCAGCCACUUUGAAAAAACUCUGGUGGUUCCUCAAAAGGUUAAACAUAGUUAAUAUAUGAUCCAGCAAAUCCACUUCCAGGUAUAUACCCAAGAGAAAUGAAGACAUACAUUCACACAAAAACUUGUACACAAGUGUCCAUGGCAGCGUUAUUCAUAAUAGCCCAGAGAUGGAAACAACCCAAAUAUCCAUACUGAUGAAUGGGUAAACAAAAUGUGGUAUAUCAAUACAAUGGGACAUUGGCAAUAAAAAGAAAUGAAGUACUGAUAUGUGUUACACCAUGAUGAACCUUGAAAACUAGGUGCUAAAUGCUAAGUGAAAGAGGCCAGUCACAAAAGACCACAUAUUGUAUGAUUCAAUUUAUAUGAAACGUCCCAAAUAGGCAAAUCGAUAAUCUGUAGAAACAGAAAGUAGACUCAUGGUUACCAAGGGCUGUGGAGAGGAGGGGAGGUUGAGGAGGGAGAAGAUGAAUGACUGCAAAUGGGAUGGGUUUUUUGGGAAGUAGGUGGAUGAUGAAAACGUUCUAAAAUUAAUUGUGGUGAUAGUUGCAAAACUCUGACUAUACUAAAACCAUUGAAUUGUGCAAUUUAAAUAGAUAAAUUCUAUGGUAUGUGAAUUAUAUCACAAUAAAGCUAUUAUUUUAAAAAUAAAACAAAUAUAGAGAGUUUUACCUGUUCAGACUUUUUUUUAAUAUAUAUGUAAUCUAACCUCACUCCCACAUAUGCACUGGCAUCAUUUUAUAGUUUAGAAAACAAAUCCAGAGAAGUGAAGACAUUUUCUCAAGACUGGAAAUAAAAUUUUGGUUUAUUAAUCUAGUGUUUAUUACAUUAUGCCAUGUUGUAAAAUUAGACUGAAAUUUGAAAUACUUUUAAAUUUUUGUGUUUUCUGAAGUUGUAACUUUGUUCUUUGAAAAUGCUGCUAAAGAUACAUAAGAUGCUUAGAAUCAAGCUUAACUUUGUUUUAGGAGAAUGUCGUGUUUGUUGAGCACUUAUAUAUAAAAACCUGGGCAAGGGGAAUCCUAAAUCAAGACAGUCAGUCCUCUGCUCUCAAGGAACCCACCUAACCUUACGGAACUAUGUUUUGUAUAUUAAUAUUUUGUCCCUUUUCAUUGCAGAAUAGUAUGACAUGGUAUUAAUAUACCACAAUUUUUUUACCCAUGAAUUAGUUGAUGGAAAAUAGAGUUGUUUUCACAUUUGGGUUGUUGUGAAUAGUGUAGCCAUGAAUAUUCAGAUACAAGCCUUUAAGGAGACACACAUUUUUACUUCUCUUGGAUAAAUAUCUAGGAAUGAGAUUGCUGGUUCAUAUGACCAGCAUGUGUUUAAUUUUUUGAGAUACUGUCACACUCUUCCAAAAGGGCAGAACCAUUUUGUGUUCCCGCCAGCAAUAUAUGGGAGUUUCAAUUAUGCUACUUGAUCACUGAAGCUUAAUAUUGUCAAUCUUCUUCCUUUUAACCAUUCUAAUAGGUAUAUAGUGGUAUCUCCUUGUGGCUUUAUUUGCAUUUUCCUGAAAACUGGUGUCAUUGAGUAUCUUAUGUGCAUAUUGGCCAUUCAUAUAUCUUCUUUGGUGGAAUUCUAAAUUUUUUUUUGCCAAUUUUUAAAUUGGGUUGAUUGUCUUCUUGUUAUUAAAAUGUAAGUGUUCUUUAUUUUUUCUGGAUAAAAGUCCUUUGUCAGAUAGGUCUUUUGCAAAUAUUUUGUCCGAGUCUGGCUUAUCUUUUCAUUUUAACUGUGUCUUUCAAAGAAUAAAACAUUUUUAAUUUUGAUGUCUAUUUUAUUAAUUUUUGUUUUCAGUGGCCUGUUUAAAAUAUCUUUGUCUAACCCAGUCUCCCAACUAUUUUUUCUUUGUUUUUUUCUGUAAGUUGAAUGGUUUUUACUUCUUAUAUUUGGGUCUAUGAUUUAUUUCAAGUUAACUUUACGUACAAUGUGAGGUAAGGAUUGAGGAACAUUUUUUUCCCCAUAUAGAGAUACAGUUGUGCAAGAGCAAUUUGUUGAAAAAACAUCUUUUCCCUCAUUGAAUUGCCUUGGCUCCUUUGUUGAAAAUCAGUUGACCAUGUAAGGGGGGGUCUAUUGCUGAACUCUAUUUUUUCAUCCAUUUCUAUGUCUAUCAUUAUUCCAAUACCACACUGUCUUGGUUGCUUUAGCUUUAUAGUAAAUCUUGAAAUGAAGUAAUUUAUCUUUGUUCAUUGUCUAUAUUUUCUGGUCAAGAUCACUAAUUGGCCUCCGUGUUACUAAAGCUAAUAAACAAUUUACGGUCUUAAAUUUGCAUUU
This is a messenger RNA of Diceros bicornis minor, 7973 nucleotides long. RefSeq names its product GEN1 Holliday junction 5' flap endonuclease (gene GEN1). The transcript is spliced from 14 exons. The coding region runs from base 464 to 3190 and encodes 908 amino acids. Gene Ontology annotation, molecular function: four-way junction DNA binding; 5'-flap endonuclease activity. The record is from RefSeq and is a predicted model, not a curated record. NCBI's taxonomy places the organism in Eukaryota, Metazoa, Chordata, Mammalia, Perissodactyla, Rhinocerotidae.